UCCUUCUUUCAAAAACUCUUACAAUUAUCUUUCAAACAGACAAAAAAAGAAAUGGCUGAAGGAGUUUUGUUUGACAUUGCUGGAAAAGUCCUAGAAGGUCUGGGACCUUUAGCUCUCCGAGAGCUUAACUUGGCCAGUAAUGUAAAAGCUGAACUCACCAAGCUCGAAGGAACUGUUUCCAUUAUCAAAGCUGUCCUUCUCGAUGCAGAGGAUCAACACAACAGCAACAACCGAGAGGUCACGGUCUGGCUCAGGCGGCUCAAAGAUGCAGUUUAUGAUGUGGACGACUUGCUGGAUGAUUUUUCCACUGAAGUUUUACGGCGAAAGAUAAUGAAGGGGAAUGAAAUGUCAAAAAAGGUACGCAUUUUCUUCUCGAAAUCAAACCAGCUCUCCUAUCGUCUCAAGAUGGGUCAUAGAGUUCAAGCUCUAAGAGAGAAACUAGAUGCAAUUUCAGCUGAUAGAAUCAACUUCCACUUUAAUGAGCGUCUUGUAGAGUCACAAAUUCAAAGUAGGGAAAGAGAGCAAACGCAUUCGUUUGUACGCUUAGAGGAAGUGAUUGGAAGAGAUGGUGAUAAAAGUGCAAUUAUAGAAUUGCUCUUGGAAACCCAUUCUGAAGAAAGUAUUAGAGUUGUCCCCAUUGUUGGGUUUGGAGGUUUAGGAAAAACUACAUUAGCUCAAAUGGUGUUUAUUGAUGAAAAAGUCAGAGCACAGUUUGAGCUAAAACUGUGGGUCUGUGUGUCAGAUAGGUUUGAAGUUCAAACAGUUGUGGAAAAAGUACUUGAGGUUGCAACUCAAAAGAAAGUUCAACAAAACUGUCAAAUGGAAAUACUGCAAAAUGACCUCCGAAAGGAAAUUGAUGGAAAGAAAUAUUUGCUAGUCCUAGAUGAUGUGUGGAAUGAGGAUGCACAGAAAUGGUCUAAGGUGAAAAAUCUGUUAAUGGGGGGAGCUAGAGGAAGUAGGAUUGUUGUAACUACAAGGAGUGAAUUGGUUGGAAGAGUUACAGGCACAAUUUCACCAUACUUUUUAGGUGGUCUAUCAGAAAGUCAAUCUUUGUCUUUAUUUAAGCAAAUGACAUUUGAAAAACAAAUCCAAACUUCCAAUUUUCUCGACUUAGAGUUAGAAACAAUUGGAGAAAAGAUUGUGAAAUACUGUGCAGGGGUUCCUUUAGCAAUUAGGUCCAUAGGAAGCGUUUUAUGCCUUGAAAUAACCAAAUCAAAGUGGUCACGUGUGCUUGAACAUAUAACUCAAAAAGGAACUGGUAUUGAGCCAAUUUUAAGGUUGAGUUAUGAUCAUCUUCCAUCACAUUUGAAGCAAUGCUUUGCUUAUUGUUCCUUAUUUCCCAAGGAUUAUAGAAUCAGUAAGCAUGCUUUGAUAAAGCUUUGGAUGGCUCAAGGAUUUAUUCAGUCGCAAGACAGAGGCCAAUCUCUAGAGGAUGUUGGUCAUGAUUACUUCAUGGAUUUGCUUUGGAGAUCUUUCUUUCAAGAGGCAGAAAAAGAUAAUCUUAGCAAUAUGGUAAGUUGCAAGAUGCAUGAUUUGAUGCAUGAUCUUGCCAAAUCUGUUGCUGGAACUGAGUGCUUUGUUCUUACAAAUUUAAAUGUAGAAAAUUUAAAUAAAAACACACGUCAUGUGUCAUUUGGUGAGAAAUUAGACUUUUCAUGGAAGAUUCCAAGUGUCUCACUCAAGGCAAAUAAAAUAAGAACAUUUUUUCAAUCACCAAAUCUCAAGGAGCUGGGGGUAUGGGGGUUUAACGGAGCCAAGUUUUCGAAUUGGUUGUCUUCCAUCACAAAUUUAGUCAACAUUCAAAUACUGGCUUGUGAGAAAUGCCGAAAUCUACCUUCUAUGGAUCAUCUCCCCUCUCUAAAGUUUCUGAGACUUUGGAAUUUGCGUGCUUUAGAACACGUGUCAGAAAUAGAAAUAGACACGUCGACAACAACGACGUUCUUCCCAUCCCUUGAAUCUCUGCGGAUUCGUCAUUGUCCCAAUCUCAAGGGAUGGUGGAGGAGGAGGAAGGAAGAUGAUGAGGAUGAUGAAGAAUCAACUGAAGCAUCAACUGCAGAGCUACUGCCUCACUUUCCUUGCCUUUCCACGUUAGAAAUUCGGGAAUGUCCUAAGCUAACCUCCUUCCCAUUGUUCCCAACUCUCAAUGACAAGUUGAGCUUGGGGAGAACCAGUGGAAGGCCAUUGCAACAGACAUCGACGAUGAGAACCAAGGGGAAGAUAAGAUCAGCGGCAACAACAUCAUCAUCGACUACUCUUCCUCUCUCCAAUUUGAAGUCUUUGACUUUAUAUGAGAUGGAGAAUGUAGAAUCAGCGCUAAAGGAUUUUUUACAAAAUUGCCGCUGCACUAAUCUUGAUACUCUAAACAUUGACAGUUGUCCUGAGUUGACAUCGUUGCAGACAGAAGUGCAUGCCCUCACCUCUUUACAAAAGUUGACAAUUUUGACUUGUCCCAAUUUGAUGGCAUUGCCUAACUGGAUACCUAGUCUCACCUCCCUCCAAGAGUUGCAAAUUAGAAGCUGCCACAAAUUACAGUCAUUGCCAGAAGGGAUGAGUCGACUCACCAAUCUACGGCUGCUCGUAAUCAGUGAUUGUCCCCGUUUGAGUGAAAGAUGCGAAAGGGACACCGGCGCCGAUUGGGCUAAGAUUUCUCACGUCCCAGAUAUUCUCAUUGGUUGAGAUUGAGAACCCAAGGACGUUGUCUGCUGCUUUGCCUAAUUUGAUGAAAAUUGAAGAAGCAAGACUGGUCAUUGUUCCACUUUUACCCCUUUUUCAGCUCAUCAUCUCACCGUUAGAUUCAAUUCAAUUUCCUAGAAUCUGGGCCGCACAAAAAUGCAAAGCCUUGGUCUUUUUAUUUUGCUGCUUAAUUUCACAG
Molecule: messenger RNA, 2872 nt
Organism: Theobroma umbraticum
Lineage: Eukaryota; Viridiplantae; Streptophyta; Magnoliopsida; Malvales; Malvaceae
Product: disease resistance protein RGA2-like
Molecular function (GO): ADP binding
Source: RefSeq, a predicted model, not a curated record